GGCCAGUCUACACGGAGCAGCGUGCAUUAUUGUUCGUUCCUGUAAUAAAUAAGGGUGCAUGGUUCGCUGAGGCCCCGGGUGGUGGUGCAACCCCGCUCCUCGAGGGGUGAAUGUCGUGUGCAGUGAAGAGAGGAUUAUUGUAAAGGAGAUAGUGAUCGAACAUUCGGAGCACGAUGAUGGAAGUGCAGCAGCAACACUCGCCUGUAGGGGUGGGUCCUCUGGACUUUUCACGCAGGGGUGUCGCCGAGGCGUCCGCUUUUCGUGUUGUCAAGCCGAAACAGUCGGCGUCCUCGUUGGUGCAUCAACAAGCGUUGUCACCGGAGGCGAACAACAACGAGAAUCUUCAGGAGAACCCGCAGGUCCCUGUGGAAGCUGACGGAGGAUGCAACGUUCGUUUAAUGUUCCCCAGACUGUGGGCUCCCUUCGAGAACGCUACGGAGGUCACGAACCUACCCGCCUUGCCGAAAAGUCAUUCAGAACGAUUGUCAUUCGGAGUGGGUCGACUGGUUGGCUCACCAGCAACGAGGAGUCCCUCUCCAUCGCACUCUCCCUGUCCAGACUCUCCUCCGUCGGAUCGCCGGGACGGCGAGGUGGACGUGGACGUGGAAGAGGAGGAAGUCGACGUGGACGUUGAAGAGGUCGGUGACGAGGACGAUCGCGAUGCCACGUCGAGUCCACCGCGAUCAUCCACCACACCCUCUCCGACCAGCGUGGCGAUAUCGCCCACCUCGAAUCCGCCGAAGAAAUCCGGCGACACUUUCAGUGUUUCCGCUCUUCUCAGGCCGGACCCGCCGUCGGCCCACUUGCAAAACGCGUCUCCUCACCGAGACACGACGUCGAUCGGUGCACACCCUCCUCCGCCAGGAUCCUCGAUGCUCUAUCCACCGCUUCAUCUCCAAGGUGGACUAUUACCACCUCAUCCUCAUCAUCCCCUCUCGUACCUGCAUCCCCAACUGCUGCCUCAUCAUUUGUUACCUCCGCACUUGCACCCGCUGCUGCGUGGUGUUCACCCAGGUCAUCCUGGCCUGCACUCGACCCACACCGCGCACGGGCUCCAUCAUCAUCCGCUCGGGGACGUCUACAGCUGCGUCAAAUGCGACAAGAUGUUCAGCACGCCUCACGGACUCGAGGUGCAUGCAAGGAGAUCGCACAAUGGGAAGAGACCGUUUGCCUGCGAGCUGUGCAAUAAAACGUUCGGUCAUGAAAUCAGCCUUACGCAACACAGAGCCGUGCAUUCCGCGGAGAAGGUGUUCGAGUGCAAGCAGUGCGGCAAAGCGUUCAAGCGUUCCAGCACUUUAAGUACUCAUCUUUUAAUCCACUCGGACACGAGACCGUAUCCCUGCCAGUUCUGUGGGAAGAGAUUCCACCAGAAAAGCGACAUGAAGAAGCACACCUACAUUCAUACCGACCAACCCAUGCAAGGGAGCAUCUCCUGGGUGAUCGUAGGUGAGUGGUCGAUGGUGUUGGGACACUUGGCACUUAGGUGUCUCACGGCUGAUGGAGCGAUGCUCCUUCAGGAGAGCGGUGGAAGCGAGUUGAAGGAACAGGCGAAGAAGCGUUCCAAGUCGGAGGGGGGCCUGGGUUUUGUAUCGUCUCCAUGGCAACUCUCUCGAUGUCUUAUCAAAUUAUCACCUUGUCCUCCCCCAUGCUCCUCCUUCUCCACCUCCUUGUCGCUCUGA
Molecule: messenger RNA, 1679 nt
Organism: Heterotrigona itama
Lineage: Eukaryota; Metazoa; Arthropoda; Insecta; Hymenoptera; Apidae
Source: the annotation of a GenBank genome assembly